AUGGAUGCUCCGCUGAAGCUUUUCCACCUCCUCCUCCUACUCUCUCUUUCCUCCAUCCUCUCCACUCCAAGCGCAUCCUCCACCUCCGCCGUCGUUGUUACACACACUUCUCCCCUCGCCUCGUCUCCAUCCUCCUCAACCGGCGGCCAUUCGUCGCUGCCGACUCCUCCGCCGUCGCCAGAGGCCAUCGCCUCCGCUUUCCCCGAUCUUCGAUUCGACGUCGUCCGUCUCCAGCAUCCCGACCCCAACCUCAUCGGAGCCUUCGACUUCACCAACACCUCCGUGAUUCUUGCAAUUCCAAACGGCCUUAUCGCUCCGAUGGCUUCCAGUCGCACUCUGGCCGUCGAGUGGCUCCGCGUCCACGUCCUCCCUUUCUAUCCGCGCUCCAAGAUCGCAGUGAUCUCCGUCGGCGAAGACGCGGUCGCCGACUCUCAGAUCUCGUUCCUGCUGCCUGCCAUACGCAACGUCCACGUCGCGCUCAGAGACGACAUCGGAAUCAGGUCGAUCUCCGUCUCCACGACCUUUUCCUUCAUCAACAUCGUGACGGCGGUGCGUCCUCCUUCGGCGGCCACUUUCCAGGAGCAGAUCGGCGGGGCGGUGAUCCGGCCACUGCUGAAGUUCUUGGAAGACACAAAUUCUUCCUUCUUGGUGAAUCUUUACCCGCACAACAUGUACGGAUUGCGCUCUCAGAUCUCUCCCGGAUUUGCUCUGUUUCGUGAAGGCGCUUCCAAUUUCGGCACUGGAGUCCGGAACGGCAAUCCGUUCGAGAUGAUGGUGGAUGCUGUCGUCACUUCCUUGGAGGUCGCCGGCCACGGGAACAUCCCCUUGAUCGUCUUCGUCGCCGAGACCGGCGAGGGAACGCCGCUGAGGAAAGAAGGGGUAGCGCCGGCCUACAUCUACGAGCUGGUUGAAGCCGUUUCUAAGCAGCAGCUGCAGCUGCAGCAGGGGGAGCACAAUUGGGGCAUUCUGUACCCAAGCAUGAGCAAGAAGCAUGAGCCGGACUCUUCGAUCGCCAGUAAGAACACUGUGAUUUCUUUCGGAGUUCUGGUUUGCGUUUUCUUCUUCUCUUUACUACUCCUUCAUCCGCCUCGCACAAUUCUUUCGGCCCGAGCACUGGCGGAAGCCAUACUUGCUGUGGUCCUUUCGGUUCUUGGUUUUCUAUACACGCCGGAGCAGGAACAGGAAGGUCGACGAAACUUGGGCCGUGAGAUACGCCGCAGAGGACCUCGACGAAACAGGGGCCGUCAGGUACACCGCAGACGCAGAGGAGCUAAGCCAUUUUGGAUCUUUGUCGCCCUCAUAGUCAUUGCGCUGUUUGUUGGUAGGUUACUGGCGAUAUUGAUCGAGCUGGAGAGAUUGUUUCUUUUUUCCCGUUCAUCUGUUCUGCUUUCGUCUAGAUAA
Molecule: messenger RNA, 1401 nt
Organism: Linum tenue
Lineage: Eukaryota; Viridiplantae; Streptophyta; Magnoliopsida; Malpighiales; Linaceae
Source: the annotation of a GenBank genome assembly